Molecule: messenger RNA, 1308 nt
Organism: Nyctereutes procyonoides (raccoon dog)
Lineage: Eukaryota; Metazoa; Chordata; Mammalia; Carnivora; Canidae
Gene: SNAPC3
Product: small nuclear RNA activating complex polypeptide 3
Exons: 9
Coding region: 38-1276 (412 amino acids)
Biological process (GO): snRNA transcription by RNA polymerase III; snRNA transcription by RNA polymerase II
Cellular component (GO): snRNA-activating protein complex
Molecular function (GO): RNA polymerase II cis-regulatory region sequence-specific DNA binding; core promoter sequence-specific DNA binding; RNA polymerase III type 3 promoter sequence-specific DNA binding
Source: RefSeq, a predicted model, not a curated record
CUCGCCCGGCUUUUGCAGGGAAAGGAGUGGGGCGAACAUGGCUGAAGGCAGUCGGGGUGGCACAGCGUGCGGAGGAAUGGGAGGCAGGCAGGACCCGGUCUCCAGCAGCGGGAGCUGCAACUUCCCAGAGUACGAGCUUCCCGAGCUAAACACGCGCGCUUUCCAUGUGGGCGCCUUCGGGGAGCUGUGGCGUGGCCGGUUGCGCAGGGAAGGGGACUUGUCGCUGAAGGAGCCUCAGGAAUCCGCGCUGCCUGGGAGCCACGGUGUCGCGGACCGGGGCCAGGAGGAUGCUGCGGUGGCCCGGGAUCUGGGCUGCAGCCUUGAGGCCGCGGCCGAGCUGCGGACGGUGUGCGGCGUUGAUAAACUGAAGUGCCUUGAGGAGGGCGAGGAUCCGGAUGUCGUCCCUGAGAAUACUGACCUAGUGACUUUGGGGGUUAGAAAGAGGCUUCUGGAACAGCGGGAGGAAACUAUAACCAUAGAUCGGGUUUGUAGACAAGAAACAUUUGCUUACGAGAUGGAGUCACAUGCCAUAGGAAAAAAGCCUGAAAAUCCAGCAGACAUGAUUGAAGAAGGGGAGCUUAUCCUAUCUGUGAAUAUCUUGUACCCUGUUAUAUUUCAUAAGCACAAAGAACACAAACCAUACCAGACAAUGCUGGUCUUGGGCAGUCAGAAGCUCACAGAACUGAGAGAUUCAAUUUGCUGUGUCAGUGACCUGCAGAUUGGUGGGGAAUUCAGCAGCACGCCCGAUCAAGCUCCUGAGCACAUAAGCAAAGACCUGUACAAAUCAGCCUUCUUUUAUUUUGAAGGGACAUUUUACAAUGAUAAAAGAUACCCUGAGUGCAGAGAUUUGAGCAGAACUAUCAUUGAGUGGUCAGAGUCCCAUGAUAGAGGCUAUGGAAAAUUUCAGACUGCUAAAAUGGAAGAUUUCACCUUCAAUGACCUGUAUAUUAAACUGGGUUUUCCUUACUUAUAUUGUCACCAGGGAGACUGUGAACAUGUUGUUGUCAUUACUGACAUAAGGCUUGCACAUCGUGAUGACUGCUUGGAUAGGACACUUUAUCCCCUUCUUAUCAAGAAGCAUUGGCUAUGGACCAGAAAAUGUUUUGUUUGUAAAAUGUACACAGCCAGAUGGGUGACGAACAAUGACAGUUUUGCACCAGAGGACCCAUGUUUCUUUUGUGAUGUGUGCUUUCGGAUGCUCCACUAUGAUUCAGAAGGCAACAAACUAGGAGAAUUCCUUGCUUAUCCUUAUGUUGAUCCUGGAACCUUUAAUUAGUAACAAAAAAAUGUACCUUGUGAAGUACCUGU